Symbiodinium necroappetens is the source of this 1020-nucleotide messenger RNA. NCBI's taxonomy places the organism in Eukaryota, Dinophyceae, Suessiales, Symbiodiniaceae. The record is from the annotation of a GenBank genome assembly.
AUGGCUGAAGCCAUGGCUGUCGAUUCCCCAGUGAGCAGAAGUCCAGAGAGUAUGAUCGAAGCGAUUGACAAUUGCGACGAGGGCACUCUUCGACGCCUACUGCAGACCGUGAUUCGCAAGGUCCCGGACUGCCGGCGCAAGAUUGCGCAGGAUUACGGUUUGGCUGCUGAGCUCUACCAAGUUUCCGAGGAAGACAGACAAAAGGCCAUCGCCGAUCAAUACAGCGAGGUGAAAACGGGCAUGAAGGACGACAGCUCCUCUUCCGAUCAUCUGGACUUCUGCGAGCGGGCAAAGUUCGUCCCCAUGAGGCUUACAUACGAUGAGCGAAAGUACUUGCGGCUGAUCGAUGCGACCAUGCACGUGUCCCACUACACGGACCACAUGGACACAGCAGCUAGCGUGAAUGCCAACAACGCAAGAAAGCUGGCGUCCGUAAGCGAUGGCAUGUCAACAUAUCUUUGGUCAAACUGUGGUGUGACGGGUUCGCUGACGCAUCCAUCCCAUAGCUGCGCCUUCCCGCGCAAUGGCUGGAGUGCUGCCAUAAAGCCGCGCAUGAGCCAGGACGCCAGCUCCGAAUCAGACGAUGCUGUGGAGUAUGAGGAGGACAUUUACUUGGACAAUGAGUCCGAGAUGCCAAGCAAAGCCGCGACAUCCUCAGACGGGUUGCGCCGAAGAACGGCUGCGCCUGCUAAGCCCGCCAUGGAAGCGCGGGACGACCCCUCCGACGGGGAGGAGGAGGAGGACGAUGAGAUUGAGGACGAGGAGACGCGAAAGCGGCGGCUCCAGGCUGGCCGCACCGACAUUCUCGGUAUGGAUGGCUGUGCCUUGUUCUGCUUCAUCUGGCUCAUCACGACGGGUGUCGUGUUCUCGCUGCUCUACUUCAGCAUCUGGGCCCGUGAUCGCCACUUCUUCGCGCCGCUUCAGCGCACAAAUGUGGGUAAGUUCUUCCACGGCGGAGUGGCGGCGAUUCUUGAUCCUCGCCCGGCAAGAGUGCACGAGCUAGUAGCUGUCAGAAGUUGA